AUGUUUGACACUAGCGGCCCCGUCGCCGCCCCUAUCGGCCCCGUCGCCGACCCUAGCGGCCCCCUCGCCGCCCUUCACAGCCCCCCUUCAGCUGCCAAGUGGCCGAACCACCGAGCCGCCGAGCCGCCCAGCCGCCCAGCAGCCGCGCCGCCCAGCAGCCGAGCCGCCCAGCAGCCGAGUCGCCCAGCAGCCGAGCCGCCCAGCAGCCGAGCCGCCCAGCAGCCGAGCCGCCCAGCAGCCGAGCCGCCCAGCAGCCGAGCCGCCCAACAGCCGAGCCGCCCAGCAGCCGACCCCAACCAGCCAAGCCGCCCAGCUGCCGAGCCGCCGAGCCGCCGUCGAGCCGCUACUAUUCCUACCAGCGUGCACCCGCCCUUCCCACCCGGACUGGGUCGUGCUAUUGACUUUGAGGUCUGGGUCGAUGACCUCCAGCUCUUCCUACAGUGCGAUAGGGCAGAUGGACUCUCCCUGUUUGAUCUCACCUCUAGUGCCUCUCCUGCCCCGCCUGCUACUGCUUACAGCACUGUUUGCUCACAGUGGGCCACACGCGAUGUUGCUGCCCGUCUUGCUGUGCGUCGCCACUUACCGACCGUUGAGCUUGCGCACUUUAGUCAGUACAAGAGUGCUAAGACCUUGUACGACGCUGUAGUUGCACACUACUCUUCCCCUGCCACUGCUGCUCUUAGCCGCCUCAUGCUGCCAUACCUGUUUCCUGACUUUGCUGCCUUUCCCACAGUCGCUGACCUCAUUACGCACCUUUGCACUAGUGACACUCGCUACCGCGCUGUGCUUCCUGCUGAGUUCUGUGCCAAGAACCCUCCCCCCAUGUACAUCACCCUCUACUACAUAGUCACCCGACUCCCUGACUCCCUUCGCUUAGUCAGGGACUACUUCCUCUCACUUUGCCCCACCACACUCACCGUUGACCUCCUCGAGGAGCGCCUCCUAGCAGCAGAAAAGAGCAUAGUCGCUAUAGGAGCCUCUCGUGGUGACCCUCGUACCCCCGUCUUUGAGAGGUGUUCCCCCUCCCCCCUCUUGCCCUCUGUUGCUUCUGCUGCUGUGGCCGACCUCGUUGGUUUCGAGUCAGUCGGCGCUGCGUCUGCCCCUAGCGAGAGACGCCGCACAGGCAAGGGCAAGGGGGGCAAGGGCGCUGGAGGGGCUGGCGGGGGCGGUUGA
This is a messenger RNA of Closterium sp. NIES-65, 1173 nucleotides long. Lineage: Eukaryota; Viridiplantae; Streptophyta; Zygnematophyceae; Desmidiales; Closteriaceae. The record is from the annotation of a GenBank genome assembly.